This is a messenger RNA of Anguilla rostrata (American eel), 5691 nucleotides long. RefSeq names its product protein FAM167A. The coding region runs from base 349 to 693 and encodes 114 amino acids. The record is from RefSeq and is a predicted model, not a curated record. The transcript has 3 exons. Lineage: Eukaryota; Metazoa; Chordata; Actinopteri; Anguilliformes; Anguillidae.
UCAUUUUCCAUAGUAACAGUGACAAAACAAGCUUGUCCCCAACAAGGAAGGGAUGAGAGAAGCUGUAAAAGGAGACAGGCAAAUCUGCCACUGAGGAAAGGUGGAAAAUGCCUCACAAGCAAGACCACAAGAAAUAGAGAGAGAAUUGAGUGAGGGAAGAGAUGGCAAAGUGAAACAUUCUUAUUCCAAUCAGCUGGACCAUUUGAGUAAGACGACUUAGUAAGAAAAGGAGGGAGUUUUCAAAGAAGGGGAGAGAGGAGAACAGAGAAGCGGGAAAGCAUACUGGUCUUGAAGGGUCCCACGAGGGGGGAGGACCCCCACCACAGCUGGCUUCGCUGAAACGACAUCAUGAACUCCGAGUCUCAAUGUGAAGACAUCAUGUCCACCAUGAUGCUGGAGAAUAUCAAGAACAAGCUGAUCCAUGCAUUCAGAGUGACUGGGGAACCACUAGCCUCCCCUGCACCAGGCACUCACAUGCUCAGCAACAUUGGGAGGAAUCUACAAGCCAAUGAAGAACUCCGCAGAGCAAAGAUCGAAGGAGCCAUAAGUUGGCUGAGAUCAGAGCUGCUGGAGAUGCGAUCUCAGGACCGGCAGCUGGCUCAGACUCUGCUGGGUCUGAACAGCGAGAUAGAGAAGUUGAGGACUGAGACCAUUGCUGUGACUCGGGAUCAAGAUGGAAGUGAACAGGUCUGAUCAUCUCAUCUAGACUGUUUCAUCCUCUUACUUGAGAGGAGAACUUGGAACCAGAGUGGUCUUUCUUCAGUUGACUAAAUCUUCCCAUAAAUGCUGGCUCACACACUAUAUUCAGUGCAAAACUGCGUGCACAAAAUAUAUGGAGCAGUAAAGGCAAGGCAAGGAAUUCUGAAACAACUCAUGGAUGUCAUUUUCAAUGGAACACCAACAAUAUGUACUUGCUCUGUGGGUAAUUACAAGGCGUGUAGUUGCUCUGUAGGUAAUUAGGCAUGUCCCUGAGAAAUUAGGUCAGUCAGUGUGCUUGACACUAGACAUUUUUAACUCCUAGUUUGUUCUUUAAGGCUGCUUAGAGAACAUGUUUGUAAAUGUAUCUGAAUAUAACUGUAUUUUACACAGGCUUACCUGGGGUAAGAAACCUAGAGAGCCUAGAUUGAUUGUGUUACUACAGGAAGAACACAUGAGAAACAUAAGAAAAUUGAAUAAUAAUGAUUUACCUCAAAACGGGUAAAGUGCAGGUGAGUCUAGAGUGCAUCAAAUAAAUAGGGGAAUGCUUACUUCCUUGUGUGUUUAGCAACCGUGUUUGAGGAACUUUUGAGUUUAUACAACAAAAAGAGCUUGAACAUUAUACUGGUACUCAAUUUGCAAGCAGGAUCUUGCUGGAUUUGCAUGGUUUUAUUCACUCCAUUGGCAAAGGCCUUUUUUUCCCCUGUAAGCCUUUUCUCAUCCCAGAGCUUGGUGAGCCAGUGACAUAUUAAAUACCAUGUGAUGCACUGUAAUGAAACGUAAAAGCAUGUAACUAACAGUGUCAUGCAAUGUGUUCAUAAACAAUGAGAAUAAAUGACAAAGCUGGUGGGAAAGAGUUAAAUUUUCCAUCUUUAUUAUGAAAGCAUACCACAAGGGGUACUUGUUCGGUUAAAAGAAGUAUGGACACAAGUUAAUCUGUCAAGAAAGGAAGACUACAUUAAUGGUAAUAUCAACCAAAGCUGACCACAACCAUGGUUAUGGUGUCCCCAAAACCUGUGUAGCUGACAAUUGUUUUUGAAGCUGCUAAAUUACUCAGUUCCAUGUUCCAACUUGUACAGUGCCUUCUGUGUGGGCAGAAGUUUUACAAAUUUUCUACCUCAUAUCUUGAUAUUUCUGAAAAUUCUCCUCAAAAAAAGAAAAACAAUAUUUUUUAUCAUUGAUCACUUCUUCUGUUUGGAAAUUACAGCCCUUAAGUCUGAGGAAGGGAAACCAAACUUAUUUUACAGUUACAAUUCAAUGUUAUUAUCAUAUUUUCUGCAAAUAUCAUUCAUUAUGAGAUCUGGUCUGUGUGAUUUUACUUUUAAAAGAAUAACCUGAUAAUUUAUCGUAAGACUGGCUUACUUGUGUUAAACAGUAAUAUACUCUAGCAAUACUCUGUUUUCCAUUUACUCAAAGCAUGCCUUUCAACGUAUAAGCUGCAAUGCACAUGAUCCAAAGGAAGAGGGAUAUUGAGAGUAUGCCAUAAAAUAUCUGUAAAAUAUGCGUAACACAUCUGCCAUUCAGAAAUGUCUAGGCUUUGUUCAUUAGUAGCCAAAAAUAUAUUUUUUUGUCAAUAUUACAGAAUACAUACUGUAUGUACAAAGCAGCCCUGCAAUCGAAGAUAAUAUCAAGCUACACAUCAUUUUCAAGAUUCAGUACUGAAAAUGAGACCUUUAGCACCUUUGUGCAAUGAACAGGUAUAGUUCACAAUAUCCUCCAGCAUUAUUACAUCAAACAAACAUUUUUUUGCCAUUCACAUUCUGCACAGGUGCAGGAUGCAUCUAAACCUCACUUACAUUCUAAUAAAUUUAGAAGGUAUAACUGGUGAUUCAACAACCUUUUAACUAACCAACUUCACACAAUGAAUGCACAAAGCAACCUUCAUCUCCAUUUAACUGCUAGAGUUUAACUGGUGUUUAACUCCACUGAAUGGGUACUUCUAAUGGGCAAUAAAAAUGUGUUAGAUCACUGGCAUGUAUCUACUGUGCACUCGGGAAUUUGUAAUGGAAUUUCUAACAAAGUACAACUAACACAGGUGUUGAAUUUUCUAGUAAGUGACAGAUAUUACAGUAUUGUUCAAAUAAAGCAUUAAAAUAACUUAAUAAAGGUCAUAAUGUGUAAUUUAAGUCUUUGUUGUCUUAUAUAGUUUCAUUUUUAGUACAUUCUCUGUAUUUUAACCUUUAAACUAGCCAAUUAUUUGUCAAUAAUCAAAGUAUGGCAAAAACACAUUAUCCCAUAUUAAACAUCUGCCACUGAACAUGAAACUAUUCAUUUUAAAAUGAAUAAUUCCUUAUAGCUCCUCUUCAGUACUGUGUUUAAAGAGUAAGGCAACCAAGGACAGAAAACUGCUGUUGCUGCACCCUCUAUGGGUUGAAAUAUUUAACUAGUUUGUGCUGCUGGCCAGACCUAUAACAGAAACCUGUAAAGAGUGUAGCAACAGAAGUUUCCUGCCCUGUGUUUACUUGCUCUUUUACAGGCAGGAAAGAACAGAAUAUUCUGCAGAAUGGCCCAUGGCAGUUGUAAUCCAGAACUGGUAUAAACAUACUCUGAAACAUACUAUCUCUGUGCUUCAUCUACAAUCACUGUGUCUAACAGACUUUUUGCAAUGCUCUACCUAUAGUGCAUGAUUGUGGUGUGGCUGGGGGUGCACCUCUGGAGGGGUUUGGGGUUUAGGGCACAGAGCUCCUUCUGCUAAAGAUCUGUCUAGGCAGAGACCUGCUGUGGUAGAGCAAGAAGGGUGGGGGCAUGCUGGUGGCUAAAAGGGAGCCAGUGAACCCCACCUCCCCUGAGCUAGAAUACACACUACUGCCCCCAGCCUCACUCCCCGAGUCCCAACCCUCCAGCUCUGCCUCUUCCUCCUGCUCCUCUUCAGCCUCUGCACAUUCAAGUUUCAGCUCCUGGAUCCCUGUGUGCAAAUCCAUCAGUUUCCGGAUCAGAACCUGGUCCUGUGACCGCAUCUCCAUCUGCAGCACAGACAAACAGGAACACAGAGAAAUAGAAAAAAAAUUAUUGGCAGACAGAGUCAGACAUAGAUAAACUUGGACAAUGGACAAAGGGUCAGGGCUGCGUUUUCCAGAGUCUCCUUAGCGCUACAUGCGCCGUAAGGUAUACCUUAAUGUCUUCCUUUAGGUCUCGAGCUGUUUCCCAGCGUCUCCUUAGCUUAUGAAAGGUAUACCUUUAAAAGGGUGGUCUGAGGCACUCGUAAGCUGUCCCUUAGCGCUGCGCUCCGCUAAUCCUGUCACAGUUUUGCCUUAUUAUGCCAACAUUUUGCUUUUCAAAUCGACAGUUGUACUACAGUGCGCAUCUAGUAGCACAUCGGCAUGCGAAAAUGCUGAUGUGCAUUAACUUUACGAAAAGUAAUUGUCCAAUCAACGUUUCUGUGCAUAGCACGUCAUGAGAAUGUUGUCGUUUUACCUGUCUAUCCCCAUCAUGAUGGUAAUUAAGUAUAGGGCCUAUCCAUGAUACUAAUCCAAUUUGUGAAAAGAAAAAAAAAGUUUUUAAAUUUAUACGUAGUGGCGCUAACUGAGGAUAUGGCUUUUCCGAGCACGUUGAUUGGCCUAGCCAUAAACACACAUACAGGUAUGGUGGCUCAUAAUGAACAAGCAUAGCCAAAUGAUCUACAUCCCCUUCCUUUAGCUCACACCUCCUAUAUAAAACAAAAUAGCACUGGGUAAAUAUCAACAUUACGGAACUUUUUUCUUACCAUGUUGUUUUACGAUUUUUGGUAAACAACCCAAUAAUGAUAUUCUUGUUUAAACUUAAGAUAAUCCAACAGCAAAUUAAGGUGGAUGAGCAAAUCACUUUAACAGGUAGACCUAUUCAUAAGGCACCCGGUAUAGAAUUCAUCAUGAUCAAUUUCCACAGACGCACUUUUGCCUUUCAUCUACGAUCAUUUUUGCAUUGCAGAGAAAAGUUCGCGGGAAUCAGUGAAUAUGCUGCUACAGUUGCCUAUAUAUUGUGUGACAAAAACAAAUUAACAUUAGACCUUUGUUUCAAUAAGAACAAAAUAAUUCACCCAUAUGUAGCUUAUAUCCUUUUCCCUGGGCUUCCACGAAAUCCCAGACUAUGGCUUAUAUGUCCCGAUUGAUGCUUUUUAUUUUAUCCUUUGUAGUCUAUAUGUACGUAUUUAUUAAAACUAUCACAAGGUCUCGUCUUAACUGACUCUUAAAGAGAUUAGCAGAUGAUCUCUAUUAGGCAUAGCUUCCUCUUCUGCAAUAUUAGAUUGAUGUAAAAUGAUUAUGACAACACUUGUUAUAUUAAAACGUCAUUCACAAGCCUUUACAAGUGAGACAAUCGAUUCGCUUGGCAUCGAUUGAUAAACUUUUCAGCAACACAGUGAAGGCCAGCUCCAACUUACGAUGUACCUUUGAGGUGUCCCUUAAGGCAACUGUUAAGGUAUAGUUUGGGAAAUACUCAUAAAAAAGCAGUUUCCCUUUGAAAGGUAUACCUUAGGAGCCUUCGUAAAACGUUAAGGUACAUCGAAACUCGGAAACGCAGCCCAGGCUGAUGUAGACAAAUAUGGAAAGACACUGACAGAUGCACAGAAACACAAACUGACUGAGAGAAAUAGAUAUAAACAGCCUGACAUACAGUACUAUGCAGAAGUCUUAGGCACCUGUAAAACAAAUGCUGUACAGCUAAGAUGCUUUCAAAAAUAAUGAAACGAAAGGUUAUAAAUAUCGAAAAAAUAAUAUAAAGAGAAGUCCGGCAGUUUUAUAAGAAAAUCGGCUGGUAGGUUGUUCCAAGCAUUUUGGAGAACUUGCCACAGUUCUUCUGCAGAUUUUGGCUGUUUCGCUUGCUUCUGGCUCUCCAGGUAAUCCCAGAGACCCUUGAUCAAGUUUUUAUCUGAAAAGUAGUCUAUUACUUAAAAUAUUACUUUAUUUAACAAAAUACAAAAAUGUAUCUGUAAAAUUUCAUUUUUUGGAAAAUUCAUGUUUGGAAAUCUCAAAUUUGCUCUUUUCUACUGACACACUAAUGCAGAAAACAAAAAAUAAA